This is a messenger RNA of Microthlaspi erraticum, 816 nucleotides long. The record is from the annotation of a GenBank genome assembly. Lineage: Eukaryota; Viridiplantae; Streptophyta; Magnoliopsida; Brassicales; Brassicaceae.
AUGGAACAAAAGAGGCCAACCACCGCCGAUGAAGAAAUGGCGUCGGAGAAACCGUUAAAACCAGCACUUCAGAAACCACCAGGGUUCCGUGAUCAAGAGAACCCACCAUCAUCGGCACCGCCGUCUGGAACAGCUACGCUUCCACGUCGCCGUCCGAGGCCUAUCCAUCCAUCGUCACAGUACCCGGAGAAGAAACGGAGGUGUAGUAUCUGUCGCGUUUUCUGCUGUUGCGUAUGUAUCUUGGUCGCCGUGAUUCUCCUCCUCCUCAUCAUCGCCGUCGCUGUUUUCUUCCUCUGGUACAGCCCUAAACUCCCCGUGGUCCGCCUGGCUUCUUUCAAAAUCAGCAAUUUCAACUUUUCGGAAGGAAAGUCCGACGACGGAUGGUCGUUUCUGACGGCGGAUGCAACGGCGAUGCUUGAUUUUAGAAACCCUAACGGAAAGCUUGGAUAUUACUACGGAGAUACGGACGUAGCAGUGAUUCUCGGAGAGAAAGACUUUGAGACCAAUUUAGGGACAACGAAAGUCAAAGGCUUUGUUGAGAAGCCAGGGAAUCGGACGGCUGUGAUUAUCCCGACGAGGGUGAGGAAACGACAGGUUGAUAAUCCGACGGUGAAGAGGCUACGGGCAGAGCUGAAGAGUAAAGCAUUGUUGGUGAAAGUGACAGCUAAGACGAAAGUUGGAUUGGCCGUGGGAAGUCGCAGGAUUGUUACUGUGGGAGUUAGUAUCAAAUGCGGAGGCGUUAGGUUGCAAACACUUGAUACGCAAAUGGCCAAAUGCACCAUCAAAAUGUUGAAAUGGAUCAAAUUGCGGUCAUGA